GAGACAGUGAGAGUGAGAGUGUUUUGGAGAAAGAGAAAUCAAAUCAAUGGAAGGGGGGAAUAGGGCGGAAGCGGAGCGGUGGCUGUACACGGCCAACAAGCUCCUGAGUGCACGUGACCUGCAUGGAGCUCGGUCAUUUGCCAUCAGGGCCCGCGAGUGUGACCCACGCUUUGAAGUCACGGAGCUACUUCUCACCGUAAUCGACACCCUCGUGGCCGGCGAGGCCAGGAUCAACGACCUCGUUGACUGGUACAGCAUUCUCCAGGUUAUUCGCUACUCACAUAAUCUCGACUACAUCGCCGCCCAGUACCGCCGUCUCGCUGCCAUUCUUGAUCCACACCGCAACCCUUUCGCGUUCUCCGCCUACGCCUUCUCCCUCGUCAACGACGCAUGGUCCGUACUCUCAAACCCUUCCAAGAAAGCAAUCUUCGAUAACGACCUCAGGCUCCUUACCGAACCUCCUCCUCCUCCUCCGCCUCCUCCGCCCCAACCCGCCCCUGUUCCUAUCGUCCCUCAAGCUUUUCCAAUCUUGCAGCAGAGGCAUAAUCUCAACAACCACCAAAACAAUCAUAAUCAAAGCCACGACUUGAACCAGAACCAGAACCACUUCCUCCACCAGAAUCCGAAUCAGAAUCAGAACCACCUCAUCAACCAGAAUCAGCAGCAGCGACAGCGUCAGCAGCAGCAGCAACAACAACAAGAGGAGGAACGGCAAAGGCAACAACAAGAGGAGGAACGGCGAAGGCAACAACAAGAGGAGGAACGGCAACGGCAACAACAAGAGGAGGAACGGCAAAGGCAACAACAAAAGGAGGAACGGCAAAGGCAACAACAAGAGCAAGAGCAAGAGCAACAGAAACGGCGAGAACAAGAACAAGCGCUGCAACUUCAACGGCAACAACAAGAGCACGAGCAAUGGAAACGGCAACAACAAGAACAGGCGAAACUGCAACUGCAACGGCAACAGCAACAGCAGCAGCAACUGUUUUCACUGAGUAAGAACGCUAUAUCGACGGAAGCUCCCAGGGUUGUGGUGGUUGAGGAGGAGGAAGAGGAGGAGAGGCCGAGUCAGGACAAUGUGACUCAGCUGACUGAGCCAACUCGGCCGGCUAGGGCUACUGAGUCGAUUGAAACCGAGUUGAACGGAGCUUUCUGGACUGCGUGCCCUUACUGUUACGGUUUGUUUGAGUAUCCGAAGGUGUACGAGGAGUGUACCUUGCUGUGCCAGAGCUGCCGGAGGCCUUUCCAUGCGUUGGCGGUGAGGUCGCCGCCGGAGUUGACCGGGAAAGACGGGUUCAUGUCCUUCUGCAGUUGGGGUUUUAUGCCGCUAGGGUUUUCUGGUGAUUUCAAGGAUAUAAGUGGUUCUGCUUCUCAAUGGAACCCUUUCUCUGCUUUGGUUCCUUGUCCUCUCAAAGGUGCUGACAGAUGGAGACAUCUGAGAGGGCCUUGGGCUUACUAUGAUGAUGAGGCUGCCGCCGCGUUUGUCGAGCAUUCCGAUACCACGGAAGAUGAUUCUGAUGAUGAUGAUUGGAGGAAUAUUAAUGCGAAUAAGAAGGUGGGGAGGAAAAGAAGAAGAAGAAGAAGGAAUAGGAAGAGUUCUGCCACCACUGCUGGUGGCAAUGCAAGCACACCAGUGGAGAGGCCUAGGAGAGGGGUUCGUAACCGUGCUGGCAAUGCUGGUGUGGAAAAUGGUGAGGCUGUUGGUGCUGGCUCUGCAGCAGUGCCCAUUGCAGCUAGGCUAGAAUCUGGCAAGAAAGCUGCAUUGGCAAGUUUGAGGAGGAGGGGUGCUGGUAAUUUGGGGAAGUUGGAUCUGAAUGUGGAGUUUAGUAAUGAUGUGGAGGAGACUGGCCAUGGAGUACGCGAUAGGGCGAAUGCAGGUGGGACGGGUAAUGCGGAGGAUAACAUUGAAGGGAUUGGGUUUUUUGAAGGGCUUGAUGAGUUCUUGAGCAGCUUGCCUAUUCUCAAUGCUGUUGCAGAUGAUAAGGUUAAGGGUCAUUAGUCUUUCAGUGACUUUUUUUUUGUUUAGUUAUUAUUGUAGACUUUUGGUAUGGUUGGUACUCAUGCUGAACUUUUGUGAAUUCUGGUUAUGUUAGUCUUAUAAUAACUUCAGCAAUACCUCCUUAUUUUUGUUUUGACCUGUUUGAGGAGGAUGACUUAAUUUUGUGUAGAUUCUGCAUGUUUUUUUGGGAAGCAUAUAAUGCUCAUUGGAUUUUAGUUUA
This is a messenger RNA of Arachis ipaensis, 2219 nucleotides long. RefSeq lists its product as uncharacterized. Lineage: Eukaryota; Viridiplantae; Streptophyta; Magnoliopsida; Fabales; Fabaceae. The record is from RefSeq and is a predicted model, not a curated record.